AAAGUUGGGCAGCGUAAAAAUUUACCUUUUAUGUGCUGACCUUGAAUUAUUCAAAUGCCGAACGCGACGCGCUGCCGGUUUGCCGACACGAAAUCUCAGUCUCCAGGGGCCUCUGACAGGCUUUGAGUCGACAAUGAAGUCUCAGUCGUCCACACUGCCCAGGCCACGGGAAUCGGUCUUUGCUGGCGGAUUGGACUUCCGGAGCGAUGCAAAUGCUGUGUGCCCUCCGAAUGUAAGGGAAUGCGUAUCUGCAAUGGAGGACUGCUGUGAGGAGGCGUUUGAAGCUCAACAGCUUCUACGAAAUGGGACGUUCGAUCUGCCACGAAUGAACAAAGUUUUAGAAAGCCAACGUGUCUUCCUUCUGAUUGAUGAGGCUACCGUAAGAAGGUACAGGUCUGAUCUCGCUGAUGAGAUCGAGCCACAAAUCAAAGAGCUUAUUGACCGGGCGGAGCAAGGCUUAAAAUUCCUCCGUCGCAAGGAAGGGCUCAUCCACAGCAAGGCCGAAGUUGCGAAAGUCAUGCAAUCGCGGGCCGCUACCGCACCCACGGCAAACAAGCGCGAGGAACGCAGGGUCCAGCUUCUCUCCAAGCAGCGCCGACGAUUGGAGGAAGAUGUUAAGGUUCUCGAAUCUGAAAUCAUGGCAUUGCAGAAGAAGAGACCCCCGCGGGCAUGAAGAUUGAUGGCUACUUAAAGGAUCCCCACCUCCGCACACGCGCUCGCCAGCGGUGAUCAGGUUUCGUUAAGGAAGUUUGUCUCGCGUUUUUCAUUGAUUACCAUUACCUGCUAUGUGCUUCCUC
This is a messenger RNA of Pisolithus orientalis, 797 nucleotides long. Its product is annotated as Spc19-domain-containing protein. Gene Ontology annotation, biological process: attachment of spindle microtubules to kinetochore. The record is from RefSeq and is a predicted model, not a curated record. NCBI's taxonomy places the organism in Eukaryota, Fungi, Basidiomycota, Agaricomycetes, Boletales, Pisolithaceae. The coding region runs from base 134 to 673 and encodes 179 amino acids. The transcript has 5 exons. Gene Ontology annotation, cellular component: DASH complex; spindle microtubule.